Molecule: messenger RNA, 240 nt
Organism: Closterium sp. Yama58-4
Lineage: Eukaryota; Viridiplantae; Streptophyta; Zygnematophyceae; Desmidiales; Closteriaceae
Source: the annotation of a GenBank genome assembly
AUGGCGACGCCAUGUCGACAACGGAAUAAUGGAUGGACCGUUCUCUCCCUUCCGCCCUCGGCUGCGAAGCUUGUCAAUCAGUCUGCUGAGAAGCGCCGGGCUCCUAAUUGGCACCUCGCUGCUGCCCUUGCACUCAGACUCCACGAUGCAGCCAUCCGAAGCAAGUGCGGGCAUCCCACCGGGCCAGCCACUCAUCUGUACUAUCGGCCAUUCCAAUCGGACAUGGGAAAACUUUAUUGA